UGGGGGGGGGUCAGCUGGGAGGGAGGGUCGGCGGCGUUGGCUGCGGGUGCCUUUUAAAAAAUAUUUAAGUGGCCUCCGCUCCACCCCCGGCCUCCGUCUCUUUUGGCCGAGGCAGCGGCUCUGCCGCUGCCUCGCUCAGUUUACCCCGGCGCCGGUUUUCCGGCUUCUUCGGGGCGGCCGCUUCUGGCCGCCCAAGAUGGCUGCCGGGUACCGGCGAGCGUGUCUCCCUUGCCCUGUUCUGGGCCUGCGCUUCGCGCAGGCGCAGAACAGGGCAGGGAGGCACGGACACCAAGAGUUUUAUUAGAGAGGAUAGCAGGGUUUGGUACUUCAUCUGAGAUUUAGUUUUUCUUUGUAGAGAGAUUUAAGGCAGACUGUUGUGUAUAGAUAGCAGGAGCAUCAAUUUUGUUAUUGCUAUUGAUUUUUUACUUUUGCAGUUAUAUAUUUUUAAGAGUAGGGGAAGGAGGAGAGAUGUUGGUUGAAGGAAUUCAGGUUGAUAAAUAUAGAUUGUAAUGAAAAUCAUUGUAUUUGCUUUGCUUGAUUAUUUGAUGCUGACCUUUGGUCGCAAAUAAAGAACCUUGUACCUUUGCUUGAUUAUUUUAUUUUAUUUUAUUUUAUUUUUUCCUUUCUGUUUUCUUAUGUCUUUUGUUUGUAUUUCUGAUAAAACAAUAAAAAAUAUAUAUUUUAAAAAACAAACACUAAAGUCACCCAGGAUUUAAAACAGAAGCCAAAUUAAAAUACUUGCACACCUUUACACAUCCACAAAGAAACCUGAAUCAGAUAGCCUGGCCCUCGUCUUUGUUAUCCCCUGAAGUGGCUCCCCAAAAUGGGCAACCGCCUUUGGUGUCGCCCCUUCAGUGGUGAUCCCCCACUGCCACAGGCAGCAUACCUAUAAAAGGCUCAGAGCUGGGCAGAUGGUACCAGGAACUGCUGAGUCACUCACCCCAGCCCCAGUCUUGCACACACUCCCCACAGAUGUUCCACAGAGGCAGCAGGCCACAGUCCAACAGGGGAAGCAAGGAUCAGGCAGGUAACAGCAGAAGGACACACACGGCCUCUCAUCCUGGGCAGCACUGAAUGGGAAGCAAAUGAGCUCUUCCUCUCCUCUGCUGGGCUUCUAGCAAAUGGAGGCACAGGCAGCAUUCCUAUCAAAGGCCCAGAGCUGGGCAGAUGGUACCAGGAACUGCUGAGUCACUCACCCCAGCCCCAGUCCUGCACACUCUCCUCUGCUGGGCUUCAGUUACCCACAAGGGGCAUACAUUUUUGUCACUUGGCUGCUGCUAAAACUUUUAGAGCCCAACAAAGUCUGUGACAGCCAGAGCCAAUGCUCUGUCAGGUGGAGUGUGUGUGUUUUGUCUUUGUACAGUACAGUACAAGCUUUAUUUCGAUCAAUGACCAGAACAAACACAAGCAAAAAGGAAAAAGAGAAUAAAACAUCAUAAAAUAGUAGUACGCAACUUACAUGCAACGUAACAAAACUUGGCCACAGAGUUAGUACUCAUACUAUCAAAUUUAGUCAGUAAUAAAUCAAGAUAAAAGUCAUCUGAGCGGCCAGGAAAAAACUUCAUCAAGGGUGAGAUAAAAUCUAAACGGGCAUCCCUGUAGAGGUCACAAUAAAGAAUAAAAUAUGCAGUCGACUCAAUAGCACCUGAGCCACAAGGGCAGAGGCGCAAAACAUAAGGAAUCCCCUUGAACCUUCCCUUAAGCACAGAUGUUGGAAGAACAUUAAGACGUGCAAGGGUCAAGGCACGCCUAAAUUUAGGAAAAGUUAUGUUACUUAGGUAAUCAGCAGGCUUAAGAUUGUAGAGCUGGUUACCUAUAUACAAACCUCUAGAUAUUUUGGAGGCUUCAACCUGUAGGUCAGUAUCAAUUAUUCGCUGUUUAAUAACCUUCGUAGCUGUAAUAGAUCCCAUCCUAACAAGUUCUUCAAGUGGGAUCCCAUAAAGUUGAGAUUUUAUUUUAAGCGACCGUUUCCAUCUCGAAUCAAAGGAGUCGGUCAUAAUAAGAGGGACUAAUCCCACUUGUGAGAACUUCAGUUUUAACCAGAAUAGGAAAAUACAUUUCCAAUAAACCGAUUCCAAAGUAUAAAGGCCUGCCUCCCGUCUAAUAGCGGCAUUUGAGACACUAUUUGGGACCUGGAAGAUGGAUCUAAGAAAUUUUGUCUGUAUGGCCUCCAGAGGUGAAAAAUUACAGAAAGGGCCCAAUUGUGCACCAUAUGUAAGCUGUGGGUGUACUUUAGCUGCAAAGAGUUUAAUAGCAGCAGGUAUAUAUGCAGCGCCCUUCGUGAAAUAAAAAGAUCUAAUUAAGUUGGCCGAAAGCUGGGCUUUCUGUAUGGUAUAGUUCAGGUGGGCCUGACGGCCUCCCGAAGCAUGGAAGACUAUGCCAAGGUAUUUAAAUAUUUUAACUUGUUCAAUUAAUUGGCCAUUUAUUUUCCAUAAAUGGGGCUUGGGGCGUUUGGCAAAUACCAGUACUUUAGUUUUCUGGUAGUUUACCUCAAUGGCCUCCUCUGCACAAAAAGAGCUAAGUGAUGCAAGUGCCCGCCUUAGGCCAACUGGAGUCAGUGACAGGAGAACCAUGUCAUCGGCAUACAGCAGAAUUGAUAUAAGUCUUUGUCUUGCGUUCACUUCUAAGUGAGCUUUAACAAAGGGGGAUUCACAUAUCCAUAGUUUUUGCAUGCUGAUAGCAUUUGCCACAUGACAACCUGGUUAUGUAUUGUUCUGGACAAUGCCUGGUGUUACAUUUGUAGCCACAGGAGAUUCCUGGAGAGAGUCCUAUGGCUGCAUGUGCAUGAAAGCAUCCAUUGCAUCCAUUCAUCUUGCAUAUAGUUAUCCUGUGCAUGAAUAGCCAUCAACUAUAAAAAGACAAAUGCUAUUGGAAUCUUAACCAAGUCUUAAAAGAUGUUGUGUCCUGAAAAUGAAUGAAAUUGAUGUGUUCCAGGCAGCAAAAUCCUGGAUCCUAUUUUUUCUGCUAGGGCUCAGCUCCCAACAUUGAAUGAAAACACCUGUUUGUUGGGUCAUGUGCAGAGUGCUUUCCCUCAGCACUGGGUAAACAGCAUACAUCUGGGAUUAAAUUGGAAGGACAUUUAGGUUAAUAAACCCAGCACUGCUACUUCAAGCAAUUAAACACUGUGUGAAACACUUCCUUGUUAACCAGCCAGCCAGCCAGCCAGCCACUGGAUUUGCUCCAGCAUUUAACUGCAAGUUUGCAAAAAUGUUAAAUCAGACCUCAGUGAUAGCUUUUAAAUUGCAGAAUAUUCUUAGUGCAUUAAGGAGCCUGAAAGGCUUACCGAGAGCCUUUCCUAUAUUUCUUAAACAACACUUAGUUGACAUCUUUUGAGAAAAACUGGAGUUUAAUUCUACCAUACAAUAUGUAAGCAAUUUAAUAGUUGUCAUCUAAAGCAAAUCUUUUUUUUUUUAAGGUACACAUAGAUACACCCUUCUGAAAGGGUAACUGUGUUAGUUUGCUGCAGCCAAAAUCUUUAAAAAACAAAAGUGUUGGCCCCUUUAAAGACUAGUAAAUUUAUUGUGAAGCAUACUUUGUUCGGUACAUCAGAGAGAGAGAGAGAGAGAGAGAGAAUGUGGGGCCAAAUGACGGUGAAAUGUAAGAUUAAGAUGUACAGUCUAUGCCAACUGAAUGUAAAACCUAAAUGUAUGCAUGAUAUGUGUGAAGAUCUAUUCACAACAGCAGUAACAAGUUAUAAUAUAAUCUUCCUAGUGUUGCUGUGCUAAUGUAACACCUGUUGUGGGAGAGGCAACCAUUGUCUUUAUUUAAACCUAAAUAAACAGAACAAACUUACAGUCUUCAGCAGUUUUGUGCUUGAGUCUCCCUUUGAAGUUCUUCUGAAGAACAGUUGUGAUUUUCAGUUCAGCAAUAGAUAAGAAAACAGGAGAGAAGGUGGCUAUCAAAAAGCUCUGUCGCCCGUUCCAAUCCGAGAUCUUUGCCAAGCGAGCAUAUCGAGAACUCACACUGUUAAAGCACAUGCAACAUGAGAACGUCAUUGGACUGCUUGAUGUCUUCACCUCAGCGACCACCUUUGAUGGAUUCCAAGACUUCUACCUGGUGAUGCCAUACAUGCAAACAGAUUUACAAAAGAUAAUGGGACAUCAGUUCAGUGAGGAAAAGGUCAAGUACCUAAUCUACCAAGUGCUGAAAGGGUUGAAGUAUAUUCAUUCUGCUGGAAUCAUUCACAGGGAUCUGAAGCCUGGCAAUCUGGCAGUGAAUGAAGAUUGUGAACUCAAGAUCUUGGACUUUGGAUUGGCGAGGCAUGCAGAUUCUGAGAUGACAGGCUAUGUGGUGACUCGCUGGUACAGAGCACCGGAAGUGAUUCUGAACUGGAUGCAUUACAACCAGACUGUGGACAUCUGGUCUGUGGGCUGUAUCAUGGCAGAAAUGCUGACUGGCAAAACGUUGUUUAAGGGUAAAGACUAUCUAGAUCAGUUGACUCAGAUCCUGAAAGUGACAGGAAGCCCUGCAGAGGAAUUUGUACAAAAGCUGGAGGACAAAGCGGCAAAAAGCUACAUACAGACCCUCCCCAAGAUUCCCAAAAUGGAUUUAUCUCUACUUUUCCCCAAAGCCAGUCCAUUGGCUGUGGAUUUGCUUGACAAGAUGUUGCAGCUGGACGUAGAGAAGCGGCCCACAGCCACCCAAGCUCUGGCCCACACAUUCUUCGACCAGUUCAGAGACAUUGAGGAAGAAACAGAGGCUCAGCACUCCUAUGAUGAUUCUAUAGAGGGUGAAAAGUUUUCCAUAAAUGAGUGGAAAAGGCAUAUUUACAAUGAAAUACUGUCAUUCAGCCCAAUCGCAAGGAAAGACUCCAAGAGGAGAAGUGGUUUAACGUUAUAAGCUCUUGCAUGUCCAAAGCUGGGACAUCCUUCCCAUAACAGAAUGUACAUCAGUAUGUUGACCCUCCCAUCACCCCCAAACCAGGAAGAUAUUCAUCAGCAUGAAAAAGUCUGUGUAUGAUGAACACUUGGACACUAAGUGUGUUCAACCUUUGUUUGAAGAUCAGAGCUGUACCAGGAGCAUCUUUCAGUGCCAGAAAUUUUCUCAUUAAAGUCCUUUGUCAUAGGA
This is a messenger RNA of Hemicordylus capensis (graceful crag lizard), 5067 nucleotides long. It is a transcript of the gene MAPK13, whose product is annotated as mitogen-activated protein kinase 13. The transcript is spliced from 12 exons. The coding region runs from base 3976 to 4839 and encodes 287 amino acids. Gene Ontology annotation, molecular function: MAP kinase activity; ATP binding. Lineage: Eukaryota; Metazoa; Chordata; Lepidosauria; Squamata; Cordylidae. The record is from RefSeq and is a predicted model, not a curated record. Gene Ontology annotation, cellular component: nucleus; cytoplasm. Gene Ontology annotation, biological process: intracellular signal transduction; protein phosphorylation.